Molecule: messenger RNA, 1331 nt
Organism: Macadamia integrifolia
Lineage: Eukaryota; Viridiplantae; Streptophyta; Magnoliopsida; Proteales; Proteaceae
Product: protein RFT1 homolog
Exons: 9
Coding region: 257-1282 (341 amino acids)
Biological process (GO): glycolipid translocation; dolichol-linked oligosaccharide biosynthetic process
Cellular component (GO): endoplasmic reticulum membrane
Source: RefSeq, a predicted model, not a curated record
CUUAGGCCUUAGAGGACUAAUCCUGAAGAUACCUCUAGGCCUUUGCCUUCUGUGCUUGUGCAAGAUUAACUCAUAGGCGAUUUCGGCAGUAACAAUCAGAAACCUUUUAAAUUAUACUGGUUUUCCCUAGGAGAAUCAACUUUUGAUCUAUCAGGGAGUUGGGAGCAUGUGAUGGUUGUCUGUUUCUGGGUUGCUUUCAGUUUGAGGUUUUGAUCGCCAGCCAUUGCGGAGGGAGAGGGUUUCUGAACACUUUGAGAUGUCGAAGGAAUCUCUUAGAUCUUCAAAGCCCGGAGAUGGUGACCGUACCACACUUGCCCGGACUUUCAAGUAUCUGUUGGCCACGCAGUUCUUAUCGAGGGGAAUCCCUUUUAUUUUCAAUACGUGGAUUGUGAGACACCUUACGGAAGAGGAUUAUGCGCUUUUUGCAGUACAAUUUCAUCUUUUUGUCACGUCUAUCUUGUUUCUAAGUAGGGAGGGCUUUCGGCGAGCCUGCAUGAGGGCAGAUAUUAGAUGUGAUGGUGCACAAAUGGGAGUAAAUGCUGUGAAGCUAUUGAAAGUAGCAUGGAUGACUUUCCCAAUUGGAAUUCUUUUCACAUUUGUAGCAUGCAUAUCUGUCUUCUGGUGGCAGGCUCUAAAAUUCACUGAUUCCUACGGACAAGCUAUCUUGAUUCAUGGAUUUGCGUGCAUAUUAGAGCUACUAGCAGAACCCUUGUACAUUCUUUCACAGAAUUUGCUUCUCCUUGAAUUGCGUCUAAUGGUUGAAACUGUGGCAACUCUUUCGCGUUGCAUGACACUCUACUUCCUCAUUGUCAAGCAGACUAAUAUGGAAAAAGUGAUUGUAUUUGCAUUAUCACAGACUGCAUAUGGAGCUUGCUUGUUCUUAGGAUAUUGGGGCUAUUUUUUUCUCACACACCUGGUGAGAAGUUCAGACCUUUUCCCCUUCAGAAAAGGGAAGAAGACGGAUUAUGAUCAGCAGCUUAAAAAUAUGUGUAUAUUAUUUACUGGUCAAUCCUUCUGGAAGUUGCUCCUUCAAGAAGGGGAAAAGAUGAUACUUGUAUGGUUGGAUACGCCCUACAAUCAGGCUGUAUAUGGACUUGUAGACAAAUUAGGUAGUUUAGUCGUGAGAUUGGUGUUUCUUCCUUUUGAAGAAAGUUCUUACACUACAUUUGCAAGGUUUGCAUCAGGGCAACCUCCUCAAAGAAAUAUGAAAAUAGGGAGUUCUCUCACUGAUGCACUAAAACUUGUUCUUUUAAUUGGUACGUGUUUCUUCUUAUUUAUUUGAACUCAAUUAUUUAAAGUGAAUUGUUUAAAACUGCAUUUAGAUUCUGGAG